Molecule: messenger RNA, 2992 nt
Organism: Phaeodactylum tricornutum CCAP 1055/1
Lineage: Eukaryota; Bacillariophyta; Bacillariophyceae; Surirellales; Neidiaceae
Exons: 1
Coding region: 1-2868 (955 amino acids)
Cellular component (GO): membrane
Source: RefSeq, a predicted model, not a curated record
AUGGAAGUCGAGAACGGAGAUGGAACGAACGGCAGUAGGAGCGAAGAAAUCGGGGCAAAGGCUGCUCCCCACGCGACUACGUCGACAGACAAUCGCACAGCAUCGUUCACUUCCACAUCGUCACCACCAUCCUUUGCUCCAUUUCAAUCCCAACGAAGCGUUCAGCAUAAGAGCAGCUACGAUGUGUCCAAGUCCAUGGAACGGCUUCGAUCUUCAAUGAUUGGUAAUGUAUCGUGGAUUCCUGGUCGUCACGAGAAGGAGGACUACGAUGAACUUGGUCAAGUACCGACCACAAGGACUUCAACGACAACUACUGCAUCACCAGCUACGCCCUUGCCUCCAAGUUUACACCGCGCGUUGGGACAGAUACCAGCAAUCGUGUUGAUUGGCAUAUUUCAUCUCAUGAUUGGAAUCCCCUUUGGUGCUUCUUACUUUCCAAUUGGUUGGAAGGCUCCUGGGAGUGCCGACGACGAAGACGAGAAUGAUGACGACGGGGUCCAUGGAAUUUUUCCGUUACCAGGCAAAGAAGCUCUGGGAAUUCGAAUGUUUUUGUUCUCCACAAUCCUGGGACAAAUUGUCUUUACGGGUCUUUCUGGCUUUCGCAAUCCUGUCGGCUUACAAAUGGUCGAGAACGUUCCGUUCUGUCACGAGCUGGCCACAAUCGCCGUGCGUCAUCAAGGAUACACCCGAGAAGCUCUGUCAACGCUCUUUGCCAUGUACGGAUUCUCGAGUCUGCUCGUGGGUGCGGUCUUUUAUGCUCUGGGACGAUGGAAACUAGGCAACGUUGUUUACUACUUUCCGAAACACGUUUUGGUGGGAUGCAUUGGGGGAAUUGGCUUGUAUAUCGCCAAAACGGGUGUGGAAGUUACCAGGAAUGCGGAAUUCUCACUACGGGCAGCCACGGUCACGUACGGACUUUUGUUGGUCGUCGUCCUUGCCUUUGAAGUCGUCCUGCGUCUACUGGAAUUUGGAACGCGUGACGUUAGCGGGAACGCAAGGUACCCAUUGUUGUCGCCGUUAUAUUUUUGCAGCAUUACACCCGUCUUUUAUAUGGCACUCUUUGUGCUUGGCGUGAACAUUGAGACUGCCACGGAGGAAGGAUUCUUCUUUCCCGCAUUGGACAAAUGUACUAUUGGAGGAGGUGAAAAUGGUGAAGCCUGCUCCACGUCCUUGUGGGAUUCCAUUUUUGAUCAGAAUCUGUUCAAUAUUUGGAAAGUCGUAAACUUCUCGACAGUCUCCUUUCCCGCGCUGAUGGACGCCAUUCCGACCUUGGUCGCACUGACUUUGUUCAGUCUCAUUCAUGUUCCCAUUAAUAUUCCCGCCUUCGCAAACUCCACGGACACUGAUGUAGAUAUGAACAAAGAACUGAUUGCUCAUGGCUACUCCAAUUUGCUGGUCGGCAUUUUUGGCGGCUUGCAAAACUACAUGGCCUAUACGCAGUCGGUCUUGUACGACAAAUCAGGGGGAACGGGAAAGGCCUCGGGCUAUGCUGUCGCCGGCAUUACGUCGGUGCUUUUCUUGAUUGGGCCCACCAUUGCUUCCUAUAUUCCCCGGUGUAUGGCGGGGACCUUAUUGGUCCACGUAGGUGUGGAUUUGUUUCUGGAAGGCGUUUACGAAACAUGGGGAAAGUUCGACGCACUGGAGUACGGUGGUAUUUGGCUUAUAACAAUGGUCAUGACACUGUACGGGAUGGAGGCCGCCAUGAUUGCCGGCUUCAUCACGGCUCUUUUUACAUACGCCGUGCAAAAUACGACGUACGUUCAUAUCCUGCGUGGAUCCAUGUCCGCAGCUACGUUGCGCAGUAGCAAAUGGAAUCGCAGUACCCGGGCCAACGCUAUUUUGGCGGACGAGUCGACCGGACGCAAUCGUAUCCUGGUGGUCCAACUCCAGGGACACUUGUUUUUCGGCAACAUGGUGCAACUCACCCAGAGUGUAAACGAUGUGCUGAGUGAGAAAGCGAAGCCUCGUACGGAACCUUGGAUUGUGAUUAUUGAUUUUGGUUUGGUACUGGGGAUUGACUCUUCCGCGGCACAAUCGAUCAGCAAACUAUCCAAGACACUGCAACACAAGCACGGUGUCGAUCUUUGCAUUUUCGUGACGGGUUCUGGGGAAGGCUUUCCAACGGCCUACAGUUUGUCCAAGGAAUUGUCCACUUUAUCAUCGACCACGCCAGUGGUUGUUUCGGAUGAAGACGUGCGGACAACCGAAGCGACACCCUUAUUGGCACCGUUCGCGACACCGAAUCCCGAUACAUCAUCAUCAUUGUACACGGGCAGUCGUGUAUGCACUACGCUGGACGAUGCGCUGGUGUUUGCCGAAGACGCGUUACUGGCGCGCACCGAUUGGUCGUUGUUGGAAGCAGACCGUCACAUUGGCGAUCCCCUCCGCGGCGGCGUGUACGAUAUCACGGACGAAACGCGAGUGGCUUUGCGGUAUUUGGAAAAUCUGUGUCCACGCGGGGUGGACCAAGCGCACGUGCGUUUGCUGUGGAAGUGCAUGACACGGGAAACGUACGUAUGCGGCGAUUCCGUGUGGUUGCAGGGUUCGGAGAGUGACUGUAUGAAACUGUUACUGCGUGGAACCUUAUUGGCGUCUCUCGAGAACGAAGCCGGGACGAACGAAAGCAUCGCGGCGGGCAAUACGAUUGGGGAAUUGGGUUUGGUGGAACACACGCCACGGAUGAGUUCCGUCACGGUAGUGUCGGCGGACGCUGUCCUCUACAGUCUACACCGCGAGCGGUGGCGGGAAUUGAAGGCCGUGUCCCCCCACGCCGCGUCACUGACGGAUCGUAUCUUGAUUCGUUACCUGUCUGCACGUGUCCAACACGUGAGCAAUCGUAUCUACGAAACACGGUGUUUGCCGAUAUAGACGUUGGGUUGGGGGCACCAGGCCAUCGUUUGUGGGAAUGGCAAAACAAGUCGACCAAUCACGUGGGUGGCCGGGGUUUGCUGGUAUCCAUCCUUCCAUGCCCGUAAGGAUACCAUGUCACCCU